Laetiporus sulphureus 93-53 is the source of this 387-nucleotide messenger RNA. RefSeq lists its product as uncharacterized. Bases 1 to 387 code for a protein of 128 amino acids. Lineage: Eukaryota; Fungi; Basidiomycota; Agaricomycetes; Polyporales; Laetiporaceae. The transcript is spliced from 4 exons. The record is from RefSeq and is a predicted model, not a curated record.
AUGCAUGCACGUGGAAUCAUCAAUAAUGUACAAAGAAAAGUCAACACAGAUGCCAAGCAUUAUCGAAAGGCCCACCAUGUGGUGGAAGUUGUCAGCAUAGUCAUUGGGGAUCAGACAUGGCAGCGCAAGCUGCAUCAGCUUGAUGACAGAGAUAUCAGAGCCCUAUCGACAGCAGCAGUGAAGAUCAAGGAGUUCAAGAAGCACUGCAUGUCGAAUGGUGCAAAGCACGGGCAUGGGCCCAUCGAUGGUCUGAAGAGUUGGCUGGGCCUCAUAGGGAGAAAGCCUGCCAGCUCAGAUGAAUACCGUGAGGGCAUGGCUGUGUAUGCAUUUUGUCAAGCUGAGCUACAUACGUUGAUGGGCAAGUUCUGCGAGAAUUCAUGGAGGUGA